GUUGUUAUGUUAUUAUUUGGGUGCCAGUCACUUGGAGGCACAUGUUCAAAACUCACGACAAACUUUCUACUAAUUGUUGUUAGUUCGAUAUCUUUUGUACGGCGAGGGAAUUAAUUGUUCUGGGUAAGUGGCCCACUGGCAAGUCUCGAUUGUCGCCCGCCCGGUGUCGAAGAGUUGGGAUACUGGAGACGAAUUGGGGAAACAGAUUCUGAUUUAAUCUGCGUAUUUCAGGAGGAAUAAGCACAUACCAUACGUAAUACGAACGGAAAUAAUGGGCGAAAAGAAGAAUCAUUCUCCGGCAACGACUCGCUAACAACACAUCCUGCAAGGUCGUGAGUCGUUUCGACAAAAUCGACCAAAGAUGGACGUCGUUCUCAGAAUACAACGAAGACUCGACACGAAAUGGGUCAAGACAGACCUUCAGAAAUUAUUAGACCCCGAUGGCCUUGCGUAUUUGUGGAACGAAAUGGUAAAGGAUGGAGAGAUUACUGGUUCUUUCAGUGAUGGCCUUCUUAAUACUGCUGGGAUCACGGCCAGAAAGGGAGAAAAUGGACACUAUUAUUGUGGCAUGCGUGUUCUUACGUGUCCUUGUUGUGAUGGGAUUUGUGGUCCUCAAACGGGAUGCAACUGUGGGCCUUGCCAGAAACUGGACAAAGAAGAGGAGACAAGAAGAUUUUCCAGUGCUAAUCCUGUCAUUAUUUCCUCCAUGUUACAUCAAAGUUGGACUUGGGGAAAAAAACCAAGUUCCAUUGAACUUAAAGACUGUUUAGAAGCAUUAGUUAACGAGCAGAAAUUUGGGGGAUUGGAUCAUGCUAGCAAUUCCCUUUUCACAAAAUCAUUGUGGAUUCGCCUUCUCAUUUGUUAUCGUUUCUAUGCAGCAUUAGCCAACCAAGAUUGCCCACCUUUGAAGUUAACCAAGACUAAAACAAACUCCAAUUUAGUAUUGAAAGACUGUAAAAAGCAACAGAGAACACAGAGUCAGCCAGAAGAUGCUACUCGUGGUUUAGCUCUAGUCGGAUGCCGAGCAGCUUUGAAUCUAGGAUUCGCAGUGUUACGAAGGUCAUGGCGGAAUGGGGAGGAUGCCGACCUUUGCACUGGGAUUUUAAGAGAAACUUUAGAUGCCUUAAGAGUUUUACCAGUAGCUUCUGUCUUUGAUGAAACGAGUAUCAGUCCGAUUUGGCUAGAAGCUGUGGAAAAAUCGGAGAAAUUUCUUCAAAGCAUUGCUAGCGGAGAUAUCGGAGACCAACCAUCAAACAGUGUUCAAAUUCCCCUUUCUGAUCAGCAUUUAGCGUUAGGCAUAAUUUUAGAACUAGCAAUUCAACGUGGGAGUUUAUCAAAAUUACUUGAAGGUGUGCUUUUACUACUCCAAAUCUGGCAAACUCGUGUAAGGGGUCCUUCAUCAAAUAACAAACUCUCGAAAAAGGCAGUUGCUCCGUUAGUUCCAUUUAUAAGAAGACUUGAAGACAUUUUACCUGCCAAAUCUAAAUUAUCUUCCGAGAAAGAUUGUCAAGACGAAUCAAUGUGUCUUCCAGAAAUGUUGACCGUCACGGAAUCGUUUCUGCACUACAAUAGGGUACCUCAAGAUGAAAAUGCUUUGAUUGAUCUGAAGAAAUCGGCGGUCAUCAUUAUGUCACACCUCGACCGUCUCGCUUCACCGUACAAUCCAACUCCUAUAUUUUGCAAGUCUCCUUUCCGUGGACAUUGGCAAGAAGUUUUCACAAUGGGCUGCCUUGGGUGGGGAAGUAUGCACAAUUUAGGGAUAAUGGGUCCCCAACAAUGUGAUAUCCUUAGCGAGUUGGGCGUGAAGCAAAUUGCAUGUUCUGAAAGAUCUCUUUUAAUACUCACACAUCAGGGGAAAGUUUACUCAAUGUACUAUACUUCUGAAGCUCAAUGCCCUCAAUUAGUCGAAGGCUUUGGAGAAAAGGAAAUAAUUAAAGUUGCCACUUAUCCUGAUGGGAAGCAUUAUCUUGCGUUGUCAAGUGAAGGCGAAGUAUAUUCGUGGGGUUGUGGCGAAGGCGGACGGCUGGGUCAUGGGGACACAACGUCAAAAGAUGAACCAACGAUAGUGUCAGUCCUUUUGGGGGAGACAAUUGUAAAUAUUGCAUGUGGAAGCACGUACAGUGCGGCAGUAUCACAAGCUGGAGAGUUGUUCACUUGGGGCCGAGGAACAUACGGGAGACUUGGUCACGGCAGUAGCGAAGAUAUCUACAUACCCGAAUUAGUUGUUGGCUUAAAAUGGCAAAAGGUUGUUGAUGUAGCCUGUGGUAGUGGGGAUGCACAAACACUUGCUGUAACCAGCACUGGCCGUGUAUAUUCUUGGGGAGAUGGCGAUUAUGGAAAACUAGGUCGAGGUGGAAGCGAAAGCUGCAAAGUUCCCAAACUUGUUGAUAAAUUAGAGGACGUUUUUGUUGAAAGGGUGUACUGUGGUGCUCAGUUUAGCGUAGUGCUAACUCGCGAUGGUGAAGUUUACAGUUGGGGGAAAGGUGAACAUUUCCGCCUAGGUCACGGUGGCGUAGACCAUUUUCGGUAUCCAAAGAAAGUUGAGGGUUUGGCUAACAAGAAAGUGAAAAACUUAGCCGUUGGUUCUAUGCACGUUUUGGCAUAUACACAAGAUCGAGAAAUUUAUGGUUGGGGUCGGAAUGAACAAGGACAGCUUGGGGACUUGGCUGGGACUUAUAUAGUAGAACCAACCUGUCUAACUAGCCUACGUGGUCGUCAGAUUGGUGGGAUGGCAUGUGGACCGAGUCAAGGAUUCAUAUGGAGUACAAAUAACAGUUGGACUAUAGAACCACAAAUACAAUUCGUCGUCGACCCUACAGAACAUACCUUGCAGCAUCUCAACUCUAUUUUAGACAAAGUUUGGAGUGACAUUGACGGUGAAGGAUGUUUACCUCCUUCCCGUGACAAAGAAUGCAUUGCAGUUUCUACCCUCAAUCUUUUGAAACUUCAAAUCUUCUCACUUCUCAGCCACAACUUUGAUAUACAAUCCUUAGGAGUCGCUCCUGGCCAGAAGCUGCUGUUGGAUUUGAAGCAAAAAAUUGUUACCCUUGCUAGUCAUUCCGGUGUUCAAAGUUCAAUACAAGCCGCAGCUCAAUCCGUUCUCCAAAUGGGGUGGAGUCUUCUACUUCCCACUGCGGACGAACGUGCUCGUGCUCUCUCUGCCUUGUUACCUACGGAGUCGUCGUCAGUUCCCUCUGGGCGUAAAUUUAUGGCAGACCUACUGGUUUUUAGCCUUACUGCUGAUGGAGGCCUUGAAAACGCUCUUGAAACUGCAAUAAACAUGGAAAUGAGUAGCCAAGAGAAAACUGCGAAUAAUUUCAAAAAUAGUCGACAGAUGAAAAAUAGUGAUUUUGUCGAUAGAAAUAGUUCUAUUGGAAGUGAAUUGAUUAGUGAACAAGCCAGACUAGAAAUGCAAACGAAAAGAACAGCAGAAGAAAAGAAACUGGAAAAUGAAAAGUCCUUGAAGGAUCAGCAGCAGCCACAACAACAGCCGAUUGCUUUGCUUAAUCUUGUAAAGAAACUGUUGAGAACUUCCACCUCAAUGACGAUUGCUCAAUUAAACAAUUCCAACUCUUCUGGUGCACCUUCCUCUGAAAACAGCCCUCCGGUUAAUUCAUUAAAUAGUAGUAAUAGUAACUGCCCUCCGUUCUCUACUACUAGUAAACCUGUGGAACAUAUAACUCAGAAAUAUGCAACAAUAACUGAGAGAUCUCCUAGUUUAUCGCUUCUACUUAGGUUUCAACGAUUACUGAUUUCUCGUAUCGUUUCAAUACAAACUCAGCUCAAAAAUGGAGAAUUAAUUGAAGAAACUUAUUUGCGAGGAGCAGAAUCACUCUUGGGAAAGUAUAUUUGUUUUCUUGUCGAUCAUUUGAAAGAAACACUUACGCAUGCAUCAAUUAUCAUUGAUGAAAGCCACGACAGUUUCGCUCGAUCGGCAAUGCUGGUUUCAAAAGAUGUUCUCGGCAUUCUGCUUCCGGAACUGCUUACCUCAUUACUAAUUUUGAGUAUCGGUGUUGACGCGUUUCCUGUCGUUAACCAAGUAAUUUUCGGGGACCCCUCUUUCGAUGGACAGUUCAACAAUUCAAUGAAGCCGGCUUCUCUUGGGGAGGCGUUUCUCCGAAGAUCUGGAUUUUAUGAACCGUUCUCAGAGCUUUUAGACUCUCUAAAUCAGUUCAAUAAACUGGCUCCUGCGUGGGAGAAGGAAGACAAUGAAUCUCUAGGCUGGCCUGGGAUAAUUGCUCCGACACAAUCAAGUGAUGCACAAAUUUCUCACGAAGACUUACGACUGAUUACCAAAGAAGAUAUUGAAAAUCACAAUAAAGAUGGCGGCCUUUGGGGAAUAAUUCACGGCAAAGUUUAUGAUUUGAAAGCAUUCGAAACCAGCACGGCCUACAAAACUGACUUGGCUCAAGCUGUUACCGAAGGGGAAACUGAUGUUUCUAAAGCUUUUGAAAAUUUUAAAAACUCGAGCGUUGCCAAACAGUUGAUUCCCUGUUUCCACGUGGGGACAUAUUUUCCUCGAAAUUCCAACUCUGUUAAUUUGCUGGACCCAUCAACACUUUCAUCACCAUUGAUGGAUGUACAAAGAGAUCUUUCAUUACUUCUGGGAUUAUAUUGCAACGCUCUUGUCAAUAGUCUUCCAGUAGAAGCUUGUGAGCUUGAAUCUAAAGAAGUCUUAAAUAUGAAAAUAUUUUCUGGAGGCCUUGAGGGAGUUCAUAGCAAGAGUCCAUUUGUUUUGGAAAAUUAUCCAUCUAAAUCUGCUGAAACUCCUGACGUUGACUUUCUCCGAAAUAGAGACUCGCUCAGUCUUAUCAAUAGUCAUGAAGAUGAAUCAAAUAAGGAAGAUCUUGGUAGAAAGGAUACGAUAUUCGAGCGUGAUUGGGACUGUUGGGAUGCCAAAAGUAAUGAAUUUAUCCGACACUUAGUUCGCAACAACUUUAAUGAAAUAUCAGUGCGUACAUUUGUGGGAAUGUUAGAACGUCAUGCGAAACAAAGCCAUUUACUUGUUCAUAAAGAUUUUUCGUUCGAUCACCCAGUGGAAGAGGCAGGGCGCCUGUUCCUUGCUGCAUCUUUAAAACACAUGAACCUUGCAUAUCCUAUACAUUGUUUUAUUGAACGUGAAAUGGAAGGAAAAGGUCCUGAGCCUUUUCCUGGCUUCCUCAUAGACAUGUUGUAUCAAAUUAAUCAGACAAAGUGGAAUCUAGUCAGAUCCAAACAGGAACAAAAUAAGUCAUAUCAAGAAAUUUGUAACCCAAUCAUUGCUCGCUGUCGUUUUUUGUUACAAGAAGUAAGAUGUAUAGAUGCUCCUGAAGUUAUUUCAUUUAAAAAACAAACCUUUCUCCCAAUAUCUACACGUUGGCAGAAGGCCACGAAGAAAGUAAUCAGAGAUAUUCGCUUAGCAAAAAGUGCGUCAAAAAACGCAACCCAGCGAAGUUCAAGGCCAGAAGAUAUUUUCAACAGUACAAUUCAAAGCAAGAAUACUCAUAGUCCAUGCCCUGUUUCAAGUUCAGUAAUUUCUUCGCCAAAUCGGAUCUUGAUGGAUAAUUCCAUCGCUCUGGAAGGUCCAAUAGUUGAAAUUACUUGUGCAUCAUCUGACGAGAAUCUUGAGCAGCGAACAUUGCCAUCAUCUCAUUCAGAGAAAAAGACUGAACUACGCGAAUCUCAGGACACAAAUAAAGCGGAAAUGGAUUCGUGCCAUGGCAUAUCUUUAGCUUCGAGUGAAUGCAUCGAAGGAAGUGUUUGCGAGGCAUAUAACGAAAGUACCGAAGGAAUGCCUACCGCAAAAGUAAUGUUGCCCUUCGAUACGAUUCAGAUCGAACAAUUGAACGUUCCCGACAUAGCAAAAAAAUCAUCAGAGUAUAAGUCGGCAAAGAGAAUUGGGAAAUCAAGGAAAAGAUUUUUAGUACCUGACACCACUGAUUUCAAACCAAGAUUUUCCAACAUUAUGGCAUUUGUCACAGGGAUGGGAUCUUGUAAGCAUUUGGAUGUGGACACAAUUCGUAAAGCUAUGAAAUUACAGAACGAACGUGCCGAACUUCGGCUGAAAGGAUUUGAAAAAAUUGUAGAACUGGUUGAAAAGGAAAACUUGAUCCCUUCCUCAAAGUACAUGUUGAUCAAUGGAUGGCAGGGAAUCGUGCAUUGCGGUUUAGAAAGGAGAACUUUUAUACCCAGAACGGAUGACGACAUUGGUCAAAGUUCACCAUUCAUAAAGGCAAAAGUCUUCCUGGCCCAUUCCAACCUCCUAAAGUGGGCAAUGGUUGAGCUUCGUAGAGUGACAUUGGAGUCACAAAGUCAAUCACAAAACAGCAAAAGUUUGAAUAGAGGUGCCAGGUCGAAAGAAAAUAUGAAUAACCGAGAUCGCAUGGGAUUUGGGACCUUGUCUUCUGCUAGAUUCAUUUUAGGACUUAUUGGAAUUCUUUCAACGAUCCUACAUGGGAGCGAAGUUAGUUUUUUAAUAUCGUCCGGACUCUUAUCUGUGAUUCAAACCCUACUCGCCUGCAUUGGCCCUGAUCUCAACCCGUUGACUCCGGAGAAGGCAAAGUGUCCAUCCUUAAGUGUGGCAUUUGAAGAAAUGGUGUACAAAGUGAAACCUCCCCCACCACCACUGACCGGUCCUGAAAUGGCUCUCCUAAUGAAAGUUGGAACAACCGUGGUGCGUGGAAUUGAUUGGAAAUGGGGAGAUCAAGACGGAAAUCCGCCAGUCGAAGGAAAGGUGCUCACCGAGCUGGGUGAAGACGGAUGGGUCAGAGUUCAAUGGGAGAAUGGGACCACAAACUCGUAUCGUAUGGGAAAAGAGGGUAAAUACGACUUGAAGUUGGCCGAUCCACCAGCAGCUCCGGAUACUGAAAGUGACUCAGAGUCCUUGGAUGAGGAUGGAAUUUACGAAGUUUCAAGUCAUGGAAAACAUCCCACAAGCCUUAUUAGAAAUAGUUGUAUGCAACUUAUGCGAAUCGUUUCCAUCUGUGUUGGUUUACAUUCCGAUCAAAUGCAGAAAAGUGCUAUUAGAUCUUUUGUUGCAUUGCUGAGGGAAAUACUCAUGGUUGGUUGCACGCUAAAAGAUGAAGAUCGCCAUACCGAAAAACAAUUUCUAAGCAAAGAGCAGCAUGAAGAAUGGGCUCAUCUCGGAUUUGUUCGAGCAAUUGCUGCAACAUCUAGAAUCUGUGAUGAGUUUGCUUCAAAGUCUUGGAGAGAAACAUGUUUAGAUUUAAUAGAGAAAGCUGAUCAAAACGAAUUGGAAUUGUCGAAACAGGUGCUACUACUACGUAUUUUGGCAUCAGUUCUCCCUGGUACAACUUCUCGUGUGGUAGAUCGUAACUCGUGUACCCUUCUUCUUGCCAGACUUUUAAAAAUCGUCGGCUCUCGAGUUUUGAUGACUGUGAAAGAUUUAUCAAUUGAAAACGAUGGGUACCUUGAGAAGUACGUCCCUCAUUUAAUGAAGCUAACGAUUCCAAUGACAGCCCCACACAGUAGUACCGUUGCAGAAGAAUGCAUCGCUCUUUUGAGAUCUAUGCACAAUCAAAAUUGGAAUGGGCCUAUUAAUGGACUUUUAUUGGAAAAUAUUUGCAAUCUCUUGCAAAUUUCAUUUCGCAAAUAUGUGGAGAUGCUUCUGACUAAUCAAUCAUCGAUGAUGAUCGAAGAACCAGACUUCAUCGGACGUGACUUGCUGAUUGUAGCAUCUCUCGCCGUCAUUGGUGGAUUUGAUGCUCGAAUGAGAAUUGGGGGCUUGGUUUCAAUUAAGGAAGAUAACGAUAAUAAUUUUCACACUUCUGAUCAAGCCGGAAUUCUUUGCAAAAUUAGUGCUGCUGGGAAGAUUUAUGUACAAGACGAUUUUGGCACCAUUAAGAAAUUUCCAAUAACUAGCCUCAGUCCGAUGGACGAAAUAAGCUUUAACCCUUUCUUUCUUCCGGAUACUGAUGCAACCACAGAAAUGUGGGUGGAACUAAUGUCCAUGUCAGUUUUCAAAAUAGAUGCGAAAAGUUGGAAUUUUAGUGCACAUAAUUCCGUCAACAGCGAUAUAAAUGUCCCCCUAUUACGACUUCAACUGCAACUUUUACUUGUGUUAAAAGCUACUCGAGUCUUGUUCAAGAAUCAAGUUGAAUUAAGAAAGGUUUUAAAACAAGCAUAUGUUGGGUUUGCAAAUGUUUCAACGGCGCAGUUCUUAGGCGAUGACGAGCCCUCUAGUUCUGAAUCAGAAAGUGCAGAAGUUGAUUUAGUUGUUGAAAAAGUUUUAGCUCGUGCCACUCAGCCAUCGCCAAUCAAGGCUAUAUUUUCAAGAAACGAACUGGAAGAAGCUGCCGUAGCACUAUUUCAACAUCUUGCUACUUCCUACAGGAAAAAAAGUGGAACUCAACAAACCAACAAUGAUUAUCUUAUGCCAACAUUUGUUGCUAACGAUGCUGAGCCAAGUAGGAGAUCAUCUGUGACUCAACCUCAUCAACCUGCGGAUGUCGAGGAUGAUCAACUUGUGAAGACUCCAAAUAGUGACAACUUGGCAUCUCCAUCACAUAGUUUUGUGUGUUUAAAACUAAGUAAAGUGUCUGAAAAAGAAACUAUGGGCAAUGUUUACCUCCCACCACCAUCAUCGUCAGUUGUUAAACAAUUGAUGGAGAUGGGAUUCGCAAGAAAAGUUGUUGAAGAUUCCAUCAAGAUUUUAUCCACUGACACAGUGACUCCAAGCCCAGAAACAUUGGUAGCAUGGAUGUUAGAACAUCAGGUUGGUAGAACCGAGUGCAGCAACUCUCCAAUUGACGACAGUAGUCAAAUACAAUCUUCGGGGGAAGUGCAGUUUUCAGAUUCGGACUCUUUGUCCGAAGAGUUUGAAGAUAUUGAUGCAUCGGAUCACGAUUGUUGUAUUCAGACUGAAAUUUACAGAAAACUUGCAGAAUUUCAUGAUUCUGAUGAAUACUCAGCCUAUGUGAAGGAACAUAUUUCUAUUGGAAUGACUGUCCGAUUGAUUCAACCUUGCAACGGAGUUUCUGCUGGAGAUAUUGGAAAAGUUGCACAAAUUGAUCGCAAUGGUCCUCAUGUGAAUGUCCUGGUUGACUGGCAGCAACGAGCCGCAAAAGUGACAGCUAAUUGCACGGACCUGGAACUUAUUGGCUUCCCUUUGCCCGUCGCUCAGCCUGUUCCUGCGAAUAUGCAAGAUACGUGUGCACCAGGAAUGGGCACUAUGCUCCGAGUUGGGGAUCGUGUCAGACUAAUUCCUCGCUUACAAUCCGAAUCUUACACACGAAAGAAGCAUUUACCCACCAAUUCUUCUGAAGGUAGUAAUCAGGCUGAUGAGACUGGCAUAGUCACUCAUAUCAAAGAGCACAAUGCAGUAAUCGACUUCCCACAAAGGCAAGGAUUCGUAGUUCCUAUAACUGAUAUCGUUUUAGUGCCUGGAGUUCAUCCCGGAAUUACAUGCGAUGGAUGUGAUUCUCGUCCAAUUACAGGACCAAGAUUCAAAUGCAAGAUGUGCACUAACUUUGAUUACUGUCAACUUUGCUUCUUCCAUGGCACAAAGUCCCACCCACACACUUUUAUCCGCAUUAAUGAACCCGGAGUAGCGUCAAUAUUUGCUGGGAAACCUGGGAAGCAUCGGGACGGAUCUACGACCACCGGUGGUUCAGAAGGCAUAGCUGUAUGCAUUCCUGGAGUUUUGGACGAUUGGUCAAAAUGUGUUAGGAAUAUAAGUGUGUCAUCCCUGGAGACUUGGGCUCAACGGCUUGUGGAUGGCAAUCCACUCACAUUCUGGCAGUCGUGUGGUACUCAAGGCAAACAUUGGAUCUUACUCGAGAUGCACUCCAACGUUCUCAUUCAAAACCUAAAGAUGAUGGUCAAUCCGGACGACGGGAGCUACAUGCCCUCAAAGCUAGCAAUUAACGUAGGAAACUCCACGAGGAGCAUGAAGCAACUAGCUUACAUCAAUGUCGGCCCGAAUGCCACAACUGUCGUUCUGUUGGCUGAACUGAAGGAAUAUUAUCGCUUCCUAGAAAUUAAUAUCCUCCAGUGUCGCAAUGGUGGAAUAGACUGCAGAGUUCACGGACUUACAAUAGCUGGACGGCUUCGAACUGAUUGUGAUGCUCUAUUCAGCGCCUUUUGGUUCCUAGCUUCGGAUGGUGAAGAUAUUGAUGACAUUGACGAUGGUGAACAAUGUGUCAACACGUCAACAGCGCCUCAUGGGAGAAGACUUAGUGGAAUAGAAACAAGUGGUUCGAGUCAACUUCGACGAGAUAAUCCAGUUAAAGUGUUCGUCUGGGGUUUAAAUGACAAGGAUCAAUUAGGCGGCCUACGUGGUUCCAAAGUCAAAAUUCCAAUCUACUCGGACAUGAUCUCUGCCCUGAAACCAGUGCACAUUGCUGGAGGCUCAAAAUCUUUAUUUAUUGUGAGUCACGACGGGAAAGUGUUUGCUUGCGGAGAAGGGGCAAACGGACGACUGGGUCUGGGACACUCCAACAACGUAUCAAUCCCCCAACAACUUACCACCCUGGCUCCUUAUGUAGUGAAAAAAGUUGCUGUUCACUCUGGAGGUAAGCAUUCAAUGGCCUUAACUGUGGACGGAAAAGUGUUCUCCUGGGGAGAAGGUGAUGAUGGCAAGCUAGGACACGGAAAUAAAGUCACAUACGACAAGCCAAAGCUCAUUGAGGCGUUAAAGUCAAAAAGAAUCAGAGACAUUGCAUGCGGAAGUUCUCACUCGGCUGCCAUCACGUCGGGUGGAGAACUUUUUACCUGGGGACUUGGCGAGUAUGGGCGACUUGGUCAUGGAGAUACUAUUACACUGCUUAAACCCAAAAUGAUAAGAGCACUGGAAGGACACCGUGUCGUUCAAGUUGCAUGUGGCAGUCGAGACGCUCAAACGCUCGCACUAACCGAAACUGGUCAAGUUUAUUCCUGGGGAGAUGGCGAUUUUGGAAAACUUGGUCGAGGUGGGAGCGAUGGAUGCAGUGUUCCCCACAAUAUUGAACGGCUGAAUGCCCUUGGAGUGUCCCAAAUCGAGUGUGGAGCUCAGUUUUCAUUAGCAUUGACAAAAUUCGGUCAAGUGUGGACCUGGGGAAAAGGGGAUUAUUUCCGUCUGGGCCACAACGUUGAACAGCAUGUUAGAAAACCAACGUUGGUGGAAGCCCUGAGAGGAAAGAAGAUUUCCCACGUUGCUGUUGGUGCGUUGCAUUGUUUAGCAGUGACGGAAACGGGUCAGGUUUACGCUUGGGGAGAUAAUGAUCACGGCCAACAAGGAAAUGGAACCACGGUCGUGAAUAGAAAACCUACUUUAGUUCAGGGAUUAGAAACUUCUAGAAUUGUAAAGGUUGCUUGUGGAUCAUCUCAUAGCAUCGCAUGGAGUGGUUCUGAAAGCUCAGUAUCAAGAACAAAUGAAGCAGUUCUUUUCCCUGUUCCCAAAGAUCCACUUGGAAAUUAUUCACUUGGCUUUCGAAAUAUCACGGAGGAUGAAUUUAGACCCGAACAUGACUUUAGUGGUGCUAGUGGCGGAGGAGGCGGCGGCGGCGGGGGCGAUGAGCCAGUACAACAAUCUUCGGCUGCGAUAACUUCCAGUGUUCAUUCUGCCGCUGCAUCUCCAACUGGAGUGACACCAACCUUAAACGCGUGUGAAUGUGUUCCAAAGAAACAGCACGACCGGAAUACAUGUCCACUUCGGAGACCUACUCGUCCGUCCUUAUCCAAAAUUGUCUUAUCCUUGCAAACACUGGGAUCUCAGCACCAGGCGUUGCAGCAUAUUCUCAACGCUUUGCAAAUUAUCAAUGCCAGAGAGGCGAUCGUUGCAGCUCUACAAUCGGGAACAACAUCGUCAACUUCUGUUGACCAGGAAAUUCACCCACAUCUUUUCCGUGGAACUAAUAAAGAUUUGGAUUCCAAUCUGGAGUCAGCCAUGAGCUCUCCAUCACUAUCCAGCCUAUUCAAUUCUGUGAAUGGUUCGGCGACAAAAGAUGACUAUGCUGAAGGAGGAGGUGAAGCCCCAGCGGAUGGAACGCUAGAUUUAUUCAACGACGGAUUAAGUCCUGAAGUAGAUUGGAAUGGAAUGCCAUCGUCCACUAGCGCUGCGGGUACAUCUGCUGCUGGCAGUUUCUCCUCCAGAAUCUCUCAACUCAGCGAAGGGAGCGAGAUCAGCGUCAUUGCUGCCAUGGCUUCUGAAACAAACUUUCUGGAUCCAAAUUGCUUGGAGCAACGACGUGCUUCAUCCAACGACUUUGAGGGUUUAUUUUCUCAGGAAGAAGCUUGUGUACUUGUGGACCUCUUAAAACUGGGCGUUGCAAAUAGAGCGGGACCCAAUGCCAAGGAUGCAAUAGCAUCAAUUUUGUUGGCCUUGAGUAAAACGCAGCCAUCAGUUUCCGAAAUGCUUUUGGAGUUAUGUGUAACAGAAUUAGAAGAUGUCGCCGCCGAUUUAGAUAACACAAGGACAAUGCCACUACCUGUUCUUCAGGAAAGUAGUCACCCUUACAACGACAAUUCAUUUCUCAUGGGAAAAGUUAAGAUUCCAGGUGCUGAAGCGCUGCGAAUUGAAUUCGAUCAUCAGUGUUCAACUGAACGCCGCCAUGACCUACUGAAAAUAAUGGAUGGUUCUGGUCGGGUUGUUGCUGUUCGCUCUGGAAGAGAUCUUGCUGACUGGGCUUCGAUUCGUGUGAUAGGAGACGAAUUAAUGUGGAGAUUCUCUAGUGAUAGUUCUAUAAAUGGUUGGGGUUGGCGUUUCACGGUAUUCCCCAUUAUGCCUUCAUUCGGCUUGAAUGAUUUGCUAUCUGACCGAACCAUUUUGUCGAGACCAUCAAUGAACGUAGUGAUGUGUCUGUUGGAACAAAAUCUGGACAUCGAACCCAAUGACAAGGGAAUGUAUUUAGCAAUCCGUCUAGUAGCAGCCCUUUCAGCCUGUGCUCAGGUAUCUUCACUUGGAGCAGGGGAAAGAAUGUGGGCGUUGCAGAAACUACGAAAACUCCUCACAACGUUACCGAAACUCAUGGAAACUCCAUUCCAGAGUCUUCUUCGUUCUAAAGGAGCAGAUGAUCCUCAUCUGAAAAGCAUUACAAGGUUGCCCAGUUCUGGAGGAGAGUCCAACGCCGCCAGUGGGAACAAUUCUGUUGCAAGCUUGUCAUUUUCUGCGGGAAAUGCUGCUCUCGAUGUUGCGUCCAGCAUUUCGUCGUCAUCAUUUUUCAUUUCUAGAGGAUUACGGGGACUACCUGAUCUCCUGCUGAAACAAUUUGACUAUGAGGAACCAGUGGUCCGAGCAGGCAAACAUUUAAUGUUUAGUCCAUUUUUUAAGGUCCUAGCAGCUUUAGCAUGCGAUCUUAAUGUGGAUAGCAUGCCAGUUGUUGUGGAAAGUUAUCGCUGGUCCUGGUUUAAGAAGUAUUGCCUCGCGGCCCGAGUAACUUCCAGCCUUUUAAAUAGACAAGAGUUGCCGCCCGCUUUCAUUGUCGAAGUGUCAAAGAAACUGGCAGAGAUGGUUCCUGACGACGAGCAAAUUACAGAUGAGUAUUUUAGUCCAUCAUUAUUCAAACAAGAACACGACGAGCAGCUUCUUCAAUGGCUGCACCGUCACCCAGAAACAUGGACGCUAUCAUGGGGAGGAACAGGCGCAAUAUAUGGAUGGGGACACAAUCAUCGUGGCCAACUAGGAGGGGUUGAAGGAGCAAAAGUGAAAGUUCCAAAUCCCUGCCAGUCUCUAUCAGCCUUACGACCUGUACAAAUCGUUGGUGGAGAGCAAACUCUGUUCAUGGUAACUGCGGAUGGGAAAGUUUUUGCUACAGGCUAUGGUGCUGGAGGCCGCUUGGGUAUUGGGGGAAUUGAGUCUGUUUCGACACCGAGAUUGCUGGAAUCCAUACAACACGUGUUUAUUAAAAAAGUUGCAGUCAAUUCAGGAGGAAAACAUUGUUUGGCACUUAGCACCGAUGGUGAUGUGUAUUCAUGGGGAGAAGGCGAUGAUGGCAAGCUAGGACACGGGAAUAAAAGCAACUGUGAUCGACCACGGGUGGUAGAGGCGCUGCGGGGAAAAGAUAUUGUGGACAUUUCUUGCGGUGGAGCUCAUAGUGCGGCGUUAACAGCUCGUGGAGAACUGUUCACCUGGGGCAAAGGCCGAUAUGGAAGACUUGGUCAUGGAGAUGGAGAAGAUCAACUUCGUCCAAAGCUGGUUGAUGCAUUGAAAGGUUGUAAAGUGGUUGAUGUUGCUUGUGGAAGUGGUGAUGCUCAAACCGUGUGCAUCACGGAUGAUGACUGUGUGUGGUCAUGGGGAGACGGUGAUUAUGGGAAGCUUGGUAGAGGUGGUUCUGAUGGUUGCAAGGUACCUAUGAAAAUCGACUCACUCAGCGGUCAAGGGGUACUAAAAGUCGAAUGUGGGUCACAAUUUUCUAUUGCCCUAACCCGUGGGGGAUGUGUGUAUACAUGGGGGAAAGGCGACUACCACCGAUUAGGUCAUGGAACUGACGAGCAUGUUCGCCGACCAAAGAAAGUCGCUGCUCUCCAAGGAAAAAAAGUAGUUGCAAUUGCCACUGGUUCACUUCAUUGUGUUGCUUGCACCGAACCAGGAGAAGUUUACACAUGGGGCGACAAUGAUGAGGGUCAACUAGGUGACGGCACGACUAAUGCAAUUCAACGUCCCCGACUCGUAAUGGCACUCCAGAACAAGAAGAUUAAUCGAGUCACGUGUGGUUCCGCUCACACGUUGGCAUGGAGCACGAGUAAACCCUCUACAGCAAGUCGGCUCCCACACGAAGUUCCAAUGGAAUACGAUCUCCUAAAGGACAUUUCAAUGAAUACGUUAAGAAAUCGUCUAGUUCUGCUCCAUCACUUUUCAGACAUUUUCUGUCCCAGCGUUACCAUGUUUCUGCUGGGACAUGAGUCAGCAUCAGAAGGCCUGAUUAGUUUCGACACAAAUAAACUGCGUGGACUGCUGGUGUCCACCGCGAAGGAAGCAGCCUUUAGGAAAGUUAUUCACGGAACUAUGGUGAGAGAUCAGCAGUGUGGACCAGUAAUCGAACUGAACAGGAUUCAAGUAAAGAAAUCGAGAGGAAAAGGUGGAUUCGCUGGACCGGAUGGGAUAAAAUCAGUCUUUGGUCAAUUGCUCUCCAAAGUCCACCUCCUAACACAAGAGUCGCUGUUUCUCCCUCAUCGAGUGUGGAAAGUUAAAUUUGUUGGAGAAAGCGUUGAUGAUUGUGGUGGUGGAUACAGUGAAAGCAUUGCAGAGAUUUGUGAUGAGCUCAUGAAUGGUUCUCUCCCAUUGUUAAUUCCCACCCCAAAUGGCAGGGAUGAAGCUGGAACUAGUCGGGACUGCUUUCUCCUCAACUCUGCAGCCAAAUCACCUCUUCACAUAAAGAUGUUCCGGUUUCUUGGGAUGUUGAUGGGAAUUGCAAUCAGAACAGGGAGUCCUUUGAGCUUGAAUUUAGCUGAACCAGUUUGGAAGCAAUUAGCAGGAAUGACAUUAUCAACAAUGGAUAUAGGGGAAGUAGAUCGGGAUUAUCUUCCAGGAUUGCUAUAUAUUCGUGACUACGAAGGGGACGAUCAACCUUUAGCAUUUUUGGAUUAUCCAUUUUCAACACAGUCUGCAGCGGGUCACGAAAUCAAUCUUUCGCCUCAUUACAAGAAAAUCACGAUGGAGAACCGCGGAGAAUUUUUUAGGCUUGCCGUAAAUUAUAGACUUCACGAGUUUGAUGAUGCCGUGGCAGCAGUUAGAGAGGGAAUGUCCAGAGUCGUCCCUGUACCUUUAUUAUCUUUAUUUACGGGUUACGAGUUGGAGACGAUGGUUUGUGGAUCUCCGGAAAUUCCACUUGGUCUCCUCAAAUCUGUGGCUACGUACAAAGGAAUUGAACCUACGGCUCCCUUAAUCCGGUGGUUUUGGGAAGUGAUGGAAGAGUUCUCAAAUCAGGAACGAUCUCUGUUCUUGAGGUUUGUUUGGGGUCGUACAAGACUUCCGAGAACAAUAGCAGAUUUCAGAGGACGGGAUUUUGUAAUUCAGGUGAUGGAUUCUAUGAGGUCUACGUUCCUCCCUGAAAGUUACACAUGUUUCUUUCUUUUGAAAAUGCCUCGAUAUUCUUGCAAAUAUGUUCUAAGGGACAAAAUAAAGUAUGCCAUCCAUUUCUGCAAGUCAAUCGAUACUGACGAAUAUGCUCGAGUGAAUAUUCCUGGAAAUGAGAUGCCCAUGGACAAUACUGCAAUUGAAACCACGGAUGAGACCGAUGAUGGGCUGACUGAUGAAGAGGAAAUGUAUUACCCAUUUCUCGUACGAUCCCAAAGGUCCCCUGGAAAUCCAGGACGAAGUAGUAAUCCACGUUUACCAUCGUUGGAGGAUACAGAUUCGCCAUAAUCAUUGUCAGUAUUAUAGCUGACACUCUAACAUCUAAUGAGAAAAUCUAUAAACUCAAUUACGAAUUAUUGUUAAAUAUUAUUGUUAAAUAUUAUUAUUUAUCUUGUUGAACUCAUUUAAUUAGUCAAACCAGGAUGGGUUUAUUUUGAAACUGUCAAUGUAACCAACCAAAUUCCCAGUGAUCUUAUAGAUAUUAGAAGUAAGUAAUGUGUAAUAGUAUGUAUCCUAUGUGAUAUUUCUUUGAUUUGUAAAGUUGUCGUCAACAUCAUUUAUGCAAAUUUCUAUUUAUUAUACCAUUGCAAAAUUAUUUUAAAAUCUGUAUGUGAAUCAAUAAUGCACGCCUUUUUAUACUCGUAUUUUUAUAUGCAUUUUUCGUGCAUAAAUGUAUAUUUACAAAAUGUCAUUUUAAAUGCAAAGAGCCAACACAAAUCAUUGUUGUAAAUAUGUCACUCACUACUUUAUAUGAAAUGGAAAUUAUCCAUCGUGUGAUACAAAAGACUUUUAACCCUUGCAUUUUAUACAGCAAUAUAAUUUUAUGCAUCCAAUAAGAAUAUCUGUAACCAGAGAAAACAUAUUUCAGGGAUUCUAUUUAUACAUGUAGUUAUAAAGUCAAAUAACAGGUCUUAAGUAUGGUAUCGGUCAACAAUGCAAGCUUUUGUGACCUAGUCGGGUAAUGUGGUUAUGUUGUAUGGUUAGUAAUUUUUACAGUGCUCACGAUGGAACCAAUGCUGUAAAUUCCUACAAAUAAUUAAGUAAUCAUUUUAACUAUGGUGGUGCUUUUCGUGCAUGGUGGAUGCCAAUUUUUGUGUUCGAACGUAAUCUUAUAAUAAUAAUUAUUAUAUGACUACAUUAUCAUUACAAUAAUACUUGUCCUCUGCUAAAGUCGCAUAGGGAAUUCGCACAGAUUUCCAUUCACGGUGUAUGCCUUUUAAUAUACAUAUAGUUACUGUACUGUAUUGUUUUGUUUACUUUUGUUUUCAAUACUUUGUUUCUACGCAUGAUUUUAAUACGAGCCAAUAAAAAACACAGAACUGAUUUUAA
Molecule: messenger RNA, 17320 nt
Organism: Folsomia candida
Lineage: Eukaryota; Metazoa; Arthropoda; Collembola; Entomobryomorpha; Isotomidae
Gene: HERC2
Product: E3 ubiquitin-protein ligase HERC2
Exons: 44
Coding region: 362-16279 (5305 amino acids)
Biological process (GO): protein ubiquitination
Molecular function (GO): zinc ion binding; ubiquitin-protein transferase activity
Source: RefSeq, a predicted model, not a curated record